CCUCGAUACCCUGCCCAGUGCCCAACACUGCACGUACCGUACUACCGUGCCAGUAUGGGGUCGCAACCCUCCUGCUGCAACGAUUUCGGCAAACAUACGCGGGGUUAAUGAGGCAGGAUGGGAUAUCAUCUGGCGUCGGUCCACUCCUUACUUAUGGUUGCAUAAACGAAAUUCGAUUCUCUACUGUCUUUACCGUCUACCUGUGGCAGCACACGCUUAGUUUUGCCAAGCACAGUUGGGUGAGCGAGACGAGAUUUGUUCCAGACAAGUGACUGAACGGUCAACAUUUCCCCACAUUCUUGCCAAGCGCGCUAUCUCCGUCUUCCGUCCGAAGUCUUCCAAAUUCCAAUCCAUUUCCCCUUCAGGGCAUUCGAGAAUUUCGAACUGGCGGUGGCGAUGAGUGAAAAGUCGCAGUACGCUGCAAAAUCGAGCUCGGCGGAUGUGACGCUCAAUGGGAACGGCCUCCCCGUGGGGCGGGCCAUCGACGAAGAAAAGCAAUUGGGCCGGUCGAAAGAGCAAGGGAAGCAGGAGGACUAUGAACAGGUGGUGCAUGCCGAAUAUGAGGAGUCCACCGGACCGGAAGACGUGACGGGUGAGCCGGCGGUGCGGAUUGACUCCGUCAACAACCUCGAUACGAUCCCGAACGGGGGACUUCGCGCGUGGUGCCAGGUUGCGGGGAGCUUCUUCCUGUUUUUUAAUACCUGGGGCAUCAUCAAUUCGUUCGGCGUCUUCCAGGCGUUCUACACCACCGAUUUCCUAAAGAGUAUGACGCCGUCGACCAUCGCGUGGAUCGGGUCGAUACAGGCGUUCCUGCUGCUGAUGGUGGGGGCGCUGACGGGGCCGCUGUACGAUGCCGGCUACUUUAGGUGGCUGCUCCGGAUUGGGAGCGUGUUGAUCGUGUUCGGGAUGAUGAUGCUGAGCUUGGCCACGACGUAUUGGCAGGCGUUGCUCGCUCAGGCGAUUUGCGUGGGGCUGGGGAUGGGGUGUCUGUUCGUUCCGUCCGUGGCGAUAUUGUCCACAUACUUCACCACCAAGCUGGCAUUUGCCAUGGGGCUUGCUGCGUCAGGGAGUAGUUUCGGUGGCAUCAUUUAUCCGAUCCUCUUGAACAAGCUCAUUCCCAAGUUGGGAUUCGGAUGGUCAGUACGAAUAUUCGCAUUCAUCGCCAUGGCGACAUUAAUCGUGCCGAAUACCUUUAUGAGAGUUCGCGUGCUUCCAGACGAAAAGAGAAAGCUGUACGACAUGACUGCGUGGAGGGAGCGGCCCUUCGUCUAUUAUGUGAUCGGAGGCUUUUUCGGUUUCAUGGGUCUCUACUGCCCAUUCUAUUACAUGCAGUCCUUCUCUCUCUACCACGGCAUUGCGGACAAGGAACUGGCCUUCUAUUUCCUGGCCAUUAUCAACGCCGCGUCGACCUUCGGCCGGAUUCUUCCGAACUUCGUCGCGGACAAAGCCGGGCCGCUGAACAUUCUCAUGCCGUGUGCGGUUCUCACGGGCGUAGUGGAGCUCGGCCUGAUCGGUUGCCGAGAUCUGGCCAGCCUCAUUGUCAUCUGCGUGCUCUUCGGGUUCUUCUCGGGGACGUUUGUGUCGUUGUCCCCCGCGGCUCUGGUCCAAAUUACACGGAAUCGUGGAAUGAUAGGUACGAGAAUGGGCAUGUGCUUCACUGUUACCUCCUUCGGAACGCUCGUCGGCAUGCCCAUUGCCGGUGCGAUCCUGACCGCGUCCUCGUAUACUUACAUCUGGGUAUUCGGCGGUGUCCUUACCAUUGUUGGCGCUUCCUUUAUGGCUACGGCCCGAGUAGCCCACGUUGGGUGGGGCCUCACCACCAAAGCAUGAGAACCAAAUCCAGAAUCCAAGAAGGAUGUGAAGCUCGGAUAUUGGUCAACGAUGAAGCUCCUCCGCUGCAACCGGAUGUGUCGGUCACCGAGUCGACACGGUUGAAGGGCAUGGCCUGCUCAAGAGGGAGUUCGGCAUUCGCGACGGUCGCCGAGGAUGGCGAUUCCAGCGCGCUGCAGGAAUGGAAGAAGAAGUGGGAGGAAUAGAAAAGCGCGGUUAUAUGCUACUGUCAGCUGACGAGACGAGCUCUUCAAGUGAGUGAGCAUCGGUAAUCGUUGUGUGUGUAAUCAUGGAGCGUGGAUGCGCCCUUGUCAGACCAGGGAUAUACCGAUCUGUAGGUGUUUGAAAUGAAAUGACGACGAAGGUUUGAUGCGACAAUGACUUGGACAUAGACAUACAAUACAGGUAAAUAAUUACGGUUACAUACUGGUAUGAGGGUGACUUGAUUUCCG
Messenger RNA from Eremomyces bilateralis CBS 781.70, 2282 nucleotides. Its product is annotated as MFS general substrate transporter. Gene Ontology annotation, biological process: transmembrane transport. The transcript is spliced from 2 exons. NCBI's taxonomy places the organism in Eukaryota, Fungi, Ascomycota, Dothideomycetes, Eremomycetales, Eremomycetaceae. Gene Ontology annotation, molecular function: transmembrane transporter activity. The record is from RefSeq and is a predicted model, not a curated record. Gene Ontology annotation, cellular component: fungal-type vacuole membrane. Bases 397 to 1830 code for a protein of 477 amino acids.